CCGCCCCUGCCCUCUGCGCCCCGGGGUCCCUCGCUUCCCGGGUUGGAGCCGCACACUGGCCCUCGCCGGCUGGCCGGGACGAGGCGGGGAGGCUGGGAGUCGGGGCCGCCAGGGCGUGGCCGCUCCAAGGGCCCGCCCAGCCACCGGCGCCUCCCCGCGCGCCAAAGUCAAAGUGCGGGUCCCGCCGGCGCGAGCGUGAGCCGCCGCCUCCCCCAGCUCCGCCGCUCUCCUGCAGGUCCCGCGCCGAGCCGCCGCGAACCAGGCAUGGCCACCCCGCCCAAGAGGUUCUGCCCGUCUCCCUCCACCAGCUCCGAGGGGACACGCAUCAAGAAGAUCUCCAUCGAGGGGAACAUCGCUGCUGGGAAGUCCACAUUUGUGAAUAUCCUCAAACAGGUCUGUGAGGAUUGGGAAGUGGUUCCUGAGCCUGUCGCCAGGUGGUGCAAUGUACAAAAUACUCAAGAUGAAUUUGAGGAAUUGACAACGUCUCAGAAAAGUGGUGGGAAUGUUCUUCAAAUGAUGUACGAGAAGCCCGAACGAUGGUCUUUCACCUUCCAGUCGUAUGCUUGUCUCAGCCGGAUCCGAGCUCAGCUGGCCUCUCUCAAUGGCAAGCUCAAAGAUGCGGAGAAACCUGUGUUAUUUUUUGAACGAUCUGUGUAUAGUGACAGGUAUAUUUUUGCAUCUAAUUUGUAUGAGUCUGACUGCAUGAAUGAAACAGAGUGGACAAUAUACCAGGACUGGCAUGACUGGAUGAACAGCCAGUUCGGCCAAAGCCUUGAACUGGAUGGAAUAAUUUACCUUCGAGCUACUCCAGAGAAAUGCUUAAGUAGAAUAUAUUUACGGGGAAGAAAUGAAGAACAAGGCAUUCCUCUGGAGUAUUUGGAGAAACUUCACUAUAAACACGAAAGCUGGCUCCUUCAUCGAACUCUGAAAACCAACUUUGAUUAUCUUCAAGAGGUGCCUAUCCUCACACUGGAUGUCAAUGAAGACUUUAAAGACAAGCAUGAAAGUCUGGUUGAAAAGGUCAAAGAAUUUUUGAGUACUUUGUGAUUGUCCGGGAAACUGCAGGUGACAGAGUGUCUCCAGAUGCUUCAGCUUGCAUGUCUUAGCAGCUUGAUGUUCAUGCGAAGGUCUUCACAGGAUUCAAGUUUUUAAACCAGUUUUGUUUGCGGACAGUAGCCUUUGCUAAUAUUCAGAAUCCCCUGUAAACUUGGAGCUCCUCCUUCACUUCUCUUCCACAUUUUAAAUGAGAAGUGUUUAUCUCACUGCCAAGUCUGGAGGUCGGUGUCCUCAGAAUCAGUACAGCGAGUGGGUAACCUGUUACGGAAGGCCCAGCCUUCUCCUGCCCUCGCGGUGGGUAUCCUGAGCAGGUUGACAUGUUUUUAUUCUCCCUUUAAUGGCCACGUCAGUGCUACAUAUAGAGGAUGUGUGUUUUAUGGAAGUGAGUGUGCCCAUUACGAGCGGAGAAGUAGAGUUUGGGGAACCCCUAGAAUCGGGAUUUGGUUGAGGUGUGCGUUUUGUUUUUCUUCUUGUUCCUUUGAGUGAUGCUGGACAUUGAACCCCCAGGGUCUCAUCCAUGCCAGGGAAGCUUUGUACAGUGAGCUGUCCCCAGCCGGACAUGCUGUUAUCAAGUGCCUCUCCUCCUACACCUCACUGAUGUUCACUAAUGUGUCUGGUGCAUGUGGAGAGGAAGAGGUGAAACUCUGCUCCCAGUAUGGUAAUGGUGGAAUUACUUUAUAAAUCAUUUCAUCUCUACCUGUUUCUUCAUCUGUGAUGAAUACUCUUUUUUUCUUUUUCUUUUUUUUUAUGUAAAUUUUGGAGAAUGGAAGAAAUCUUUCUAUAUUUAAAAGGUAGCAAAGACAUUAUUACAUGAGUAUAAAGCCUCAUUAAAUUAGCUACUGCUCUUCUUAGAGUACUACAGUUUAAAUGCUUGUUUAAAUGACGACUUUUUGUGGGAGGAGACAGGGUCUUGCUGCAGCCCUGGCUGUCCUGGAAUUCAUG
Messenger RNA from Onychomys torridus (southern grasshopper mouse), 1998 nucleotides. It is a transcript of the gene Dck, whose product is annotated as deoxycytidine kinase. Gene Ontology annotation, molecular function: deoxycytidine kinase activity; ATP binding. The record is from RefSeq and is a predicted model, not a curated record. NCBI's taxonomy places the organism in Eukaryota, Metazoa, Chordata, Mammalia, Rodentia, Cricetidae. The transcript is spliced from 7 exons. Gene Ontology annotation, biological process: nucleobase-containing compound metabolic process. Gene Ontology annotation, cellular component: cytoplasm; mitochondrion. The coding region runs from base 265 to 1047 and encodes 260 amino acids.